Messenger RNA from Ochlerotatus camptorhynchus, 3051 nucleotides. RefSeq lists its product as uncharacterized. The transcript has 2 exons. Lineage: Eukaryota; Metazoa; Arthropoda; Insecta; Diptera; Culicidae. Gene Ontology annotation, molecular function: zinc ion binding; nucleic acid binding. Bases 1 to 3051 code for a protein of 1016 amino acids. The record is from RefSeq and is a predicted model, not a curated record.
AUGCCUACCAAGAAGCCGUGUACCAGGAAGUCGGUUCUGAAACUCCUCAUUACCAAGUUGAAGGAGAUUGAGUUGGCCUUCAACGAUAUCUGGCGUUUCACGGAGAAAAUCCAGGAAACAACGACCGCUACUCAGAUCAAUCUACGAUUGGAGAAAAUCGACGAACUGUGGGAGAGGUAUGGUGCUACUCUCGUCGAGCUUAAAUCACAAGAUGACUUCGACGAUGAAAACGACGAAUUCGAGAUACAAAGACAGGAAUUUAGCGACCGUUACUAUCAAGCAAAAUCCAUAUUAAUAGAUCAGGCUAGGGAAAGGCAGGGACCUACAUCGUUGAAUCAAUCCAUCCUUGGUGCUGAACCAUCAGUAACAGCUACGCUUGAUCACGUUCGUCUUCCGCAGAUUAAGCUGCAAUCUUUCAACGGGGAGAUAGACGAGUGGUUGAGUUUCCGGGACUUAUUCACUUCCUUGAUCCACUGGAAGACGGAUCUUCCAGAGGUAGAAAAGUUCCACUACUUGAAGGGAUGUCUGCAAGGGGAACCGAAGACGUUGAUCGAUUCGUUGCAGAUCACCGCUGCCAAUUACCAAGUUGCAUGGGCUAUGCUGUUGAAGCGGUACAACAACAGCAAGCAACUGAAGAAACGCCAAAUCCAAUCUCUCCUCAAGUUACCCAUCCUAUCCAAGGAAUCCGUUAACGAGUUGCAUAGUCUUGUUGAAGGAUUCGAAAAGAUUGUGCAAACGUUGGACCAGAUUGUACAACCGGUUGACUAUAAGGAUCUCCUCUUGGUUAAUCUGUUGACGUGUCGUCUAGAUCCAUCCACUCGCCGGGGUUGGGAAGAGUUUUCUUCGACCCAGGAACAGGACACCCUCAAGGAACUUCUCGAAUUUCUCCAACGGGGAGUUCGCAUAUUGGAAUUCUUACCAUCCAAGACUGCAGAUCCUAUGAAAUCAUCAAAUCAGCCACAACCAACAAGGCAAAAGAGCACUGCAGUCAGGACUAGCCUCAACACUGUACAAGCGUCCGGAUGGUGCUGUUUAGCCUGCUCGGGAAAUCAUCCACUGUUCCAAUGGGGCACAUUCCAACGAAUGUCAGUGACGGAUAAGGAUUCGUUACUGCGGUCUCAUUCGUUGUGUAGGAACUGCUUCAGACAGGGACAUCAGGCAAAGGAAUGUCAGUCGAAGUACUCGUGUCGGAAUUGUAAGGGUCGACACCACACGUUGGUCUGUUUUAAACCUGAUAGGGACUCCAACUCCAAGACAUCAACUAAAGGCAGCAACGUAUCCAAGGAAGCUUCGGAAUCCAAUCAAUCCUCGAAACAUUUAGCAUCCUCUUCCACUUCUCAAGUAGUUAAUCUGACAGCUACUGACAGCUUGGUGGCAGGUACAGCCCACCAAUGCUCAUCCAAGGUUUUGCUGGCAACAGUGGUUGUCAUAGUUCAGGAUGAUGACGGCAAUCGGAUUCCAGCUCGAGCUCUUCUAGACUCUGGAUCGGAGAGCAAUUUUAUCUCAGAGCGCCUCAGCCAGCGUCUGAAGAUAACUCGCCGAAGGGUGGAUAUUUCGGUUCUUGGCAUUGGUCAGGCAGCUACCAAGGUCAAGCAACAAGUCUCAGCAAUGGUUCGAUCACGGUUAUCGGAGUAUUCACGCCAAAUGAACUUCCUAGUUCUGCCGAAGGUUACGGUGAACCUGCCGACUACCACCAUCAACACAUCCGGUUGGACACUUCCAGAAGGAAUCGAACUUGCUGACCCAUCGUUCUGUAUAUCCUCAGGGGUGGAUAUCGUCCUGGGGAUAGAAGCAUUCUUCGACUUUUUCGAAACGGGUAGGAAAAUUUCACUUGGAGAGCGACUUCCAGCGUUACACGAUUCAGUCUUCGGCUGGGUAGUCAGUGGAGGAUAUACCGAAGGCAACCAUAGUAUGCAAAUCAACUGCAACAUGGCAACAACGGAUCGUUUGGAGGAGCUACUAUCCCGGCUUUGGUCCAUAGAGGAGGUUGAGUUGAUCAACAACUUUUCUCCAGAAGAAUCCCGCUGUGAAGCAAUGUUUGCGAGUACUGUGCAGCGUGGAGCGGACGGCCGCUAUUCUGUUUCCCUACCCAAAGACGAAAACGUCAUUUCUCGGUUGGGCGAAUCUAUGGAGAUCGCAUUCCGACGUUUUCAAGGUACCGAGCGUAGACUAUCCAAGGACGCUAACCUACGGGAACAGUACGUUGCAUUUAUGGAGGAGUACGUGCAAUUAGGUCACAUGCGGAAGGUCGAAGGAGAACAAGGAUCCAUUAAACGCUGCUUUCUUCCACAUCAUCCGGUGGUGAAGGAGGCCAGCACCACCACCAAGGUCCGCGUGGUGUUCGACGCAUCUUGUAAAACGUCUACGGGAUUGUCGUUGAACGAUGCAUUGCUGGUAGGGCCAGUAAUACAGCAAGAUCUUCGAUCCAUCAUCCUUCGUUGCUGCACGAAGCAAAUCAUGUUAGUCGCCGACGUGGAAAAAAUGUUCCGCCAGAUCUUCGUUAUUUCCAUAGAUCGACCACUCCAAUCCAUCUUCUGGCGUCCAUCACCAUCAGAGGAGGUAGGCAGUUACGAGCUGAACACUGUCACUUACGGAACGAAACCAGCUCCGUUCCUAGCAACUCGCACACUCAACCAGUUGGCAAUGGACGAAGGCGAUCGAUAUCCACUGGCAGUUGCUGCGAUUACCGAAGAUACGUAUAUGGAUGACGUGAUCACGGGCUGCGAUACUCUGGAGGAGGCCAAGAAGCUGCAGAUUCAGCUAGACGGAAUGACGAGCAGCGGUGGUUUUCGGCUCAGAACAUGGGCAUCGAACUGUGCAGAAGUCUUGCACGGAAUUCCCGAAGAGAAUCUUGCGAUCCGUGCAUCCGAAGGAAUCAAUCUCGAUCCAGAUCCUUCCGUCAAGGCGAUGUACAACGGCGUGCUAACGCUGAAGCUGCCCAAAGAAGUUGAGAUCGUUGACUUUGCGGCCGACGACGUUGUCUUGACGGUAACAGGCGAGACGCUGGAAGACGUGGAAGUGUUGGCGACCGAUGCUAUCGACACGCCAUAA